AUGGAGCGCGAGCUGGAGGCGCUGGCGGCGCGGCCCGCGUGCCCGGCCGAGCCGCCCUUCCAGGCGCUGGUGGAGGCGGCGGGCGGCCGCGGGCAGGUGCUGCUGGUGGGCGAGCUGUGGGAGCGCGAGCAGAGCCGCGCGCUGCUGCGGGACUUCGCCCGGGCCGUGUUCCCGCCCGAGCCGGCGGCGGCCAAGCCGGGCGGAGCGGCGGCCGAGGCGCGGGCCCGGGGCGGCGCGCGGGGCGCAGAGGGCCCGGGGGCGGCGACGGCGCCAUCCCUCGCCCCGCGGCGCCGCCUGCGGGAGAUGCUGCGGGACGUGCGCGGCCGGCGGCGGGCCGGCGCGGCGCUGGUCGGGGUGCUGGUGGCCGAGGCCGGGCCCGAGGACGCGGUGGCGCUGGGGCUGCGGCUGCUGGAGGCACUGCUACGCGCCGUGUUCGGCCGCCAGGCAGGGGGCCCGGUGCAGGCGGCCGCCUACUGCCCCGGCUGCCCGGCCUCCAGCCUGGCCGUCCAGGCGGCCGCCUGCAGGGCCCUGCAAGCCGCCGGGCCCGGGCGACCAGCGGAAGCACCGGGCCUUCCAGGACUGCUGACCUGCUUUUCCUGGGGUCCCUGGAACCGGAGGAAGGACCGGGAUGUUGCUGCCUCCAGCAGCCCAGCUCAGGGUAACCUCCCGGAGCCUGGAGAGGAGCUUGCGCUCACAGCUGUGUUUCCCAACGGAGACUGCGAGGACCUCGGAAGCCGGGCAUGAGUCCUCCACGCUCCCGCUGAGCCCGCUGGGGACUCGAGAUGA
This is a messenger RNA of Microcebus murinus (gray mouse lemur), 786 nucleotides long. Lineage: Eukaryota; Metazoa; Chordata; Mammalia; Primates; Cheirogaleidae. The record is from RefSeq and is a predicted model, not a curated record.